Messenger RNA from Solenopsis invicta (red fire ant), 4788 nucleotides. RefSeq names its product cilia- and flagella-associated protein 100. The record is from RefSeq and is a predicted model, not a curated record. The coding region runs from base 751 to 2640 and encodes 629 amino acids. The transcript is spliced from 7 exons. NCBI's taxonomy places the organism in Eukaryota, Metazoa, Arthropoda, Insecta, Hymenoptera, Formicidae.
AAAAAAAUAUAUGAUUUUUUCUUCUUUGAUUGGUCCGUCGCAGAGUCGUACCAUCUUAAUGACUGUAUUGUAGACGCCACUUAAGUUGCGCAGCUUCUUAACGCUGGAAUCUGGACUUGCAGAUUCUAGUUUUUUGAUGCUAGAAGGGCAAAUAAAUAAGGUUACGUUGUAAAUAAGGGAGGUUAUGUUUGAUGUAUAAACAUUUUUUAACAUAUAAUAACUGAAAAUUUAUAAAAUAUAUAUUUCAAUAUUCUAUAUAUGCAAUUAACUAUAAAUUUUCAGUAUUAGCAAUAAAUAUCGGAACAUUGCCUCAAUGAAAUUGUCCUUGACGCUCGAUGCUUGAUGCCUCCCAUGUAAAAGCGCCUAAAGACCAAUAAAAUUGUAGCGCGAAAUCCAGCGUCGAAUUUGAAGACACAAAUCGACACAAUUCUUAACACACUCGAACAUAAUCUGACUCUCCUCCUGAGUAGAGUCGAAAAGUGUCUCUUGAGUUUGUAAAUGGAAAGCGAAAUGUGUUGCUUUGUGUUAAAAGUGUCGACUGUGUUCUUUAAAAGGAAAACAGCCACUAUUCAUUGAACGAAGCUCUACAACCAGAAGAGCGCAAAGCGCAUGUCAAACAAACUAGAUCCUUUAGCGCACGAUAAUUAUGCCUUAACGUGUUUAGUGCACUUUAGUUGACUUUAGUUGAUCUUACCUACUAACUGUGAAUGUUUAUAAAUGCCUUCCGAUUCUGAUUAAUAAGAAGAAAAGAUGAGCUUCUCCGAGCCGUGCAAUGUCGACCAAAGAAUCCAGCUGACAACGGCACAAAAGAAAUCACUACGUGUAACAUUUCAAAACAGACCGGCCUUUAAGAGUAACAUUUAUCGGAAUAUUUCAAGGAUGCGACAUUAUUGGACUAAUGGUCACGAAUUCCUGAACGAAGGAGAGAACUUAAAGGAUGAGCAAUCACCCUUCGCUUUUCCUUCCUGCUCCCAAACCUUGGCUUAUCUUCAAUGGUGGAAAGCGAAGAAGAAAAAAGCAAUAUUUGAACGUGAUAGAAGAGUCUACAAGGAACGACAUAAAAUUUCACAAUCCAACGAUAUUUUGCAAAGAUUACACGUAGAUGCUGAGAUAGAAGCAGGAAAAGCAAAAAAACAUAAAGAUCCAGAUAAAGUGAUUGCCAUGACAGACGUGGAUCCACAUUAUUUUACAGAAUUAUCCGGCAGAUCUGUAAAAGAAAAAUUUUCAUUGGAACAAUAUAUCCAAGACAUACGAGAGAUACUAAAAAUAAAACUCCUCGUUGGGCAAGAAAAGGACGAUUGUAUUUGCAUCGAUCAACAGUUUGAGCAAGAAACACGUCGAUUACGAGAAAUUCAGAUGCGUUGCCAGCGAUACACAAACGGCUUCGAGGAAUUUCUAUCGAAAGAUCAUGAAAAAAGUAUGCUUAUGCUGGAGAAAGCGGAAUGGGAAGCGAAAUUGACUGGUGAGAUUAGCGCCCAAAGGAAUGAACUUGCGAGACAAUUCGGUCAGAGCAGGUUAGACGUUUAUGUCUGGGAGGAAAAUUGGAGACUGGUGAAAAUGUGCCAGAUGUUCCUUUAUCGGGUAUCACCUAUCGCUUGGAGGAUCAAGUAUGAUUUACCUCAACGAUCUGAAUCAGAAAGAAGUAGCAUUUUCAUUGACACUCCAUCGACAGAUUUAUUUAGUAAAUAUAAAUCAUUAGACGAGAGCGCAUCCUUAGAGAACUUGAUAGAAUUAUUCGAGCAGGACGUUAUUAGUGCCGGUCCGGCUGAGCUGUAUUUCGAGGAUCCAUUUGAUUUGAUCCGCAUUUUCCGGACAAUGGAGACUCAGAAUUUAAAUGCACUCAUACAUCUUGAAUCGCUUGCUGCACCGAUGGCUGAUAUGGCUAUAACUAUUACUAUGACAGAAGCGCAGAUCAAACGGGAGAUCAAUGAAAUCACCUCAACGAUUGACGACUUGGAAAAUUCCAUUAUCAAGGCAGAGAAUAGAGCGGCAAAUCUUGAAGAAUAUGCUAAUUACCUUCUGCGAGAUGUCUUCCGGCGUCUAGUCUGCUCUGAAGAGGUACUCUAUCUUCGUGUUUUUGUAGAGGAUACCUACGAAAGCUGCGUAGGUCCAAAUGAUGCAAAUCUCGAUAGUUUUUCGAUGAUGAAAUGGAUUGAAAAAAUCCAUGAAGAAUUUAAUCUUCAGUUGGAUAAUUUGCCACGCGAAAUCGUCUAUGCUUGCGAGCGGGAAGGAUUCCGACAGGAGAUGAAAGCUGUAAAGGUGGCGGAAGACGCCGCGAGGAAGUUUGAACUAAUGCAUCGACUAUUGGAUGCGCUGAAGCGCAUCAUGGAACCACCUACGAGAAAGAAACGGUCAUUAAUUCGACGUUCAGUGCCUAUUACGGUUAAGACGAAGCCACUGUUGCGCUUACCGAAACCGACGGACGAGGAAGCCCAAUAUCUCACCUUCUUCACUGAUUACUGCAAACACGAUGAUUUCGUCACAUAUCGUUCCAAGUUUCCGGACGAUUUCGAUUUGACAUUUCAAAGCAAGCGUGAUGACGUUGAGAUCAAGGCAAUGACAUUUAAUGCCGUAUCUUCGAGUCGAGAGCAAAUGCAGAAACAAGAGAAAGGAGAGGAAGUGGAGGAAGAAGGAAAUUGAAUGUAAUCAUCAUUGAAAACGUAACGGAAUCAGCACAUUUAUUUAAAAAUUCCUCGUGCGUACAUAUCCGAAAGGAUCGUAUCAGUCUAACGCGCUACGCAUCGUCGAUUACUUAGCUAGCGCUAUUAAUAAUAUGUAUACAUAAAUAGGCGAUUUAACGAUUGAUUGAAGCACGAGAUAAAAUAUUCAGAGAUAAUAAAACACAACAAGGGGCAAGUACAGUGUACAAUAGAAUUUGAAACGUCAGUCGAUAUAAAAACAACAACCAUGCUUGACAGUGAUUUCUUGGCUACAAAGCGCCAGUUCACGCACUCCUUCAUUAUAAACCUUAUAAGAAGACUGCGAUAUAUACUCCACUUUCGAGUACCUCUUUUUUUCUUUACACGAGCAACUUUUUUUUAUAAAUAUUCUGCUAGAGAUAAUGAUAUAUACAUGAAUAUGUGUAUGUAUAUAUACACACACAUACAUAUGCAUACACGCAUGUAUAUCCUCUAGUAGAGACUUCAACGAUUUCACGUCAAAUCAGAUAGCAAAUAAAUGUUUGGUUUUUUUUAAAUCUUGUACUUUUAUACUGAAUAUAUUUUAUAUAACGUAAUAUUGAAAUAUAUUGUAGUGCCAUUAUUACAAUGUUUGAGGACUUCUUAGUUUUAAAAUGUGUGUAUGUAUAUGUAUACAUACAAGUAGGACCUCCUAUAACGCGAGAGAUGCGUUUUGUGCUAUAGGCAUCUCGCGUUAUACGGGGAAAUUAGCAGUGUAAAAAGUUAGAACUGAAUUUUUUUUUAAUAUAACAGAAAAUAAUGUGCAAUUUGUGUUUUAAACAAUGUGUUAGAAAUGAAUAAUCACUUUUUUGAUAUAAUUGAAAAUAAUAUGCAAUUUAUUUUAUUUUAAACAACGUGUUAGAAAACUGAAUAAAUAUUCUUUUUUUCUAAUCGCGUUGUACGGGGGCAGUAGCACAACUUUUAGUUCGCAUUAUAGGAAUACCGCAUUAUACGGGGUCCUAUUAAAUAUAUAUUUUUAGCGUGUUUUAUAAGAAAUGGCCAAGCGAUCGUAUGCAGGUAGAAUGGACUACUGAGUUGAAAAGUUCUGUACUAUUUUGUGAUUUUCGCAGUUAACAAGUUAUUAAUUUAUAAGUAUAGCCGAAUUUGCGCAACCCAUCGCCAAACGCGCGGAGAGAUACAACUAUCCAGCAGUCAUCGUUGCUAAGUACACGAGAAGACGUUUGGAGAUGUAUUCUACGCGUUGCUUCUACAUAGCCGCUUGACAAUCAUAGACUAAGCCAGAUCCUUUUUGCGAGGUAAUGAUAAUCGGCGUAAGGGGGUCACGAGCAAUCACGUCAAGGGAAUUUACUUACUGAAUCUUACUUCAACUAAUUCCGUGAUAGACCAAUGGUGAUAUACAACGUUACUAGUUAUGUGAGUAGAUACGAGAAAAUAUGAACAGAAUAUUAUCAAAUAUAUCCAAAUGUAAAGUUUCUUAAUAAAGUCACGUGACUGCUCAUGACAUACUUACGUAAAUUACCAUCACCUCCCGCUCCUUUGUAGGCACUUAAUGCUCCGUCUUUCUUGAGCGGUCACACUUAACGAUAGAAGCACGUGAAAAUUGUUUACAUAAUCACUCUUCGCCGCGCUCUGGAUUUAGUAGUAGGCGAAAUCGGCUAUCUUUAUAAAUUAAUAACUCAUUAAUUAUUGCGAAAAUUGCUAAAUAGUACAGGACUUUUCGUUUCGAUUUAAUCCGCUUUACUUGCGUACGACCGCUUGGCCAUUUCUUAUGGGACGUCUUGUAUGCAUGCAAAUGUGUGUGUGUGUGCGUGUGUGCGCGAGUGUGUGUGUGUGUGUGUGUGUGUGUGUGUGUGUGUGUGUGUGUGUGUGUGUGUGUGUGUGUGUGUGUGUGUAAUGUGUACAUACAUACAUACAUACACUAGGGUUGUAACGAAUAUUCGCAUUCGUAUAUACAAAAGCUAAAUUUUCGCAUCAUUUUAGACUCUCGCUUUCGCUUUUUAUUAUCGCAAUAUUUAUACGAGUUUUAACGAAAGAUUUUGUUUUUAUAAAUUUGAACAAAGAAAUACAAAAAAAAAUGAUAUAGUAAAUUCUCAAGUCUUAAUUAUAACUAUUAGAAGUAAGAACUAAGAACUUAAUUUUAUUUGAAUUA